UCUACAUCAUUGGCUGUUGUGUUCGACCUCAUCUUGCAAUAUCACGCUUCGCCUACCGAUUGACUCCGAAGGAGCAAUUGCAAAUAUCAACAUCCAAUAAUACGCGAUAAAUAAACCGAUAAUUUCGCAAUGGCGAUUCCCUUCGAAGCGUUGAUUCCUUAUGGAAUCAUCCUUGCCAUGUUCGGCGCGACUGGUGCAGGUCUCUCGAAAUUCCGAAACUGGCAAAACGGUGGCAAGAGAGGACGACGAUCAUUGGAUCAAUGGGACAGACAAAUGAUGAACCGAGACCGUCGGUUAACGGGAUUCUUACGAGGGCAAAGCGAUGCGCCCAUAGCCCCAACCGGCUUCGAGGUCAACAACCCUUGGAGGGUCGAGAAGCGAUUCACGUAAACAGAAGAGAGAGACGGAAAAGAGGGGACGAAAUAUUUCGCAACGGGUAGCCAUUUGUACAAAGCCCAUGAAAUAUAGCAUUUGAUACGGAAUUUUAUUU
Hypoxylon trugodes is the source of this 490-nucleotide messenger RNA. RefSeq lists its product as uncharacterized. The coding region runs from base 130 to 390 and encodes 86 amino acids. The record is from RefSeq and is a predicted model, not a curated record. The transcript is spliced from 5 exons. Lineage: Eukaryota; Fungi; Ascomycota; Sordariomycetes; Xylariales; Hypoxylaceae.